AUGUACAACGCCGUUCAUCGCGGGCCGGCCCUGGCGAGAGCGUUUCGAACAUGCGCUCCCCGGGUCUUGCAGUCUGCUAGAGUCGCAUCUCCUUUGACUGCAAAUCUUCAAAAAGCAUUGCCCCUGACGCUAUCGUCCCUUCGUCAAGUCCGAUCGUUUCAGUCCGCUCUUUUGAAACAGGCCAAUGCUGCUGCCGCUGAGACUCAGCCGCAAGAGUCUUUCAGUUCCAUUUCCGAGUUUUCACAACUGAGUCAUCAUGGCCACGUGCAUCCACGCAUUAUUCACUCUAUCACUGAAAGGAUGAACAUCAACACCAUGACCGAUGUACAGAAACUGACCAUCGCUCACUCCGUUACAGGCGCUGAUGUUUUGGCUCAAGCUAAGACCGGUACUGGCAAAACCCUUGCCUUCCUUGUUCCUGUACUUCAAAGAAUCAUCACCAAUGAUCCCAGUCUCGUUCAGAGAUCCCGUGGCCGAUUUGAUGGACCCGAUUCCCAGGAUAUCCGCGCCAUUAUAAUCUCACCCACUCGUGAGCUCGCCGAGCAGAUUUCCGUGGAGGCUAGGAAAGUUGCGGCUGGUACCGGUGUUGUCGUUCAGACGGCUGUGGGCGGCACAAGGAAACAAGAGGGAUUGAACCGCAUUAGAAGGGAGGGCUGCCAUGUUCUCGUUGCUACUCCUGGUCGCCUGAAAGAUAUUCUGUCGGAUUACAGGAGUCGUGUCGCUGCGCCCAAUCUUGAUAUCCUUGUCCUCGACGAAGCUGAUCGAUUGUUGGACGACGGUUUUGGUCCAGAAAUCGAGAGUAUCAAAGACCUACUUCCUGACCCGAGUGUGAGGGAUCGACAGACCCUCAUGUUCUCUGCAACAGUGCCUCGUGAAGUCAUGGGUAUGGUGCGCAGGUCAAUGAAACCCAAAUUUCAAUUCAUCAAAACGGUCUCCGAAGACGAGGUACCCACGCAUUUGAGAGUGCCUCAGAAAAUGGUGUUCCUUCGAGGCUUUGAGAACGGAUAUCCCACAAUUGUUGAGAUCCUGAAAAGGUAUAUGGAUCGUGCCGCCGCAGACCAGAACCUACGUCCAAUGAAAGCUAUCGUAUAUUUCAACACCACAGUUGAGGUCCAGUUAGCACAUGAAGCUUUUGGCGCGUUGCUCAGUGAUCCUAUGCAGCGUCGGAGCGGCAACCCUCUAGGUCGCAAGAUCCUCCAUAUUCACUCCAAACUCUCCCAAGCCCAGCGAACCCAUUUCUCCGAUGCGUUCCGACGUGCUGAGUCUGGAAUCCUCAUUUCGUCUGAUGUGACUGCGCGAGGUUUAGAUUUCCCGGAUGUCACACAUGUCAUCCAAGUGGGUAUUCCUAGGAACCGAGAAUCCUACAUUCACCGAUUAGGUCGCACCGGUCGUGCCGGCAAAGAAGGUCAAGGAUGGGUUCUCAUCCAUGAUGAAGAAGAAAGAUCAUUUGUUGAACAGUUGGGUGACCUGCCUAUUGAACAAGACAAUUCAAUUGAAGCCGCCAAUGCCGAUAUGUCCAAGCCAGACUCAUUGUCCGGACCUGUUGCUGAGACCAUAAGCCAAGUUACAGCAGCGUUGAAGCUGGUCCCAUACGAAGUCAAGGAAGACGCUUACCGUAUUCAAUUGUCUGCCAACAGCAGUACCUUUGGUCGCAAGAGAAAUCUUGUCGCUGCUCUCAAUGAUCUUGCCAAGAACGGAUGGGGCCUUCCUGAACCCCCGGCAGUGAGUCCAUCAAUGGCCUCAAAGCUUGGUUAUGAUAGAGUCCCUGGAUUGCGGAUGGAAGAACGACGAUCAUCUAGGGGUAGAUAUGAUGAUGCUGCCAGUUCUGGUACACCUUCAGGCGCCCAAUGGCGCUUUGAACGUCCUCGACGAGACGGGUUCGCUAGCCGUCGUCAACAGGGGUUUCAACGCCCUGAACGGGAUGAUUGGUUCAGUAUGGACCGGGCUAGAGGUCGCCGUGAUUAG
Talaromyces stipitatus ATCC 10500 is the source of this 1965-nucleotide messenger RNA. RefSeq names its product DEAD box RNA helicase HelA, putative. NCBI's taxonomy places the organism in Eukaryota, Fungi, Ascomycota, Eurotiomycetes, Eurotiales, Trichocomaceae. Gene Ontology annotation, molecular function: nucleic acid binding; ATP binding. Gene Ontology annotation, cellular component: mitochondrion. The transcript has 2 exons. The record is from RefSeq and is a predicted model, not a curated record. Bases 1 to 1965 code for a protein of 654 amino acids.